Nannospalax galili (Upper Galilee mountains blind mole rat) is the source of this 2071-nucleotide messenger RNA. RefSeq names its product zinc finger protein 703 (gene Znf703). Gene Ontology annotation, cellular component: nucleus. The transcript has 3 exons. Bases 180 to 1928 code for a protein of 582 amino acids. Lineage: Eukaryota; Metazoa; Chordata; Mammalia; Rodentia; Spalacidae. Gene Ontology annotation, biological process: negative regulation of DNA-templated transcription. The record is from RefSeq and is a predicted model, not a curated record.
GCGGCGGCGGCGGCGGCGGCGGCGGUGGAGGAGGGGAGGCGGCGCGGGGGCGCAGCUAUUGCUGCACGGCGACUGCCGCACGGCGCCCGGCGCUGCGGAGCAAGCCCACCCGCCCCGGGAGCUCGCCUCCCGGAGCUUCCCCUCCCUCCCCGCCCCCCCAGCGGCGCUGCCUCCUCCAAAUGAGCGAUUCGCCCGCUGGAUCUAACCCAAGGACACCCGAAAGCAGCGGCAGCGGCAGCGGCGGCGGCGGGAAGAGGCCGGCGGUGGUGUCCCUCCUGCCCCCGGCGGACCCCCUGCGCCAGGCGAACCGGCUCCCGAUCAGGGUCCUGAAGAUGCUGAGCGCUCACACGGGUCACCUCCUGCACCCGGAGUACCUGCAGCCGCUGUCCUCCACUCCCGUCAGCCCCAUUGAGCUGGACGCCAAGAAGAGCCCGUUGGCAUUGCUGGCCCAGACCUGCUCGCAGAUCGGCAAGCCCGACCCGCCGCCCUCGUCCAAGCUCAACUCCGUAGCUGCGGCCAGCGCGCUGGGAUCCGAGAAAGACCCGAGCCGCUCCGCCCAGGGCGCCGCCUCUGCGGCCGCCGCGCUCAAGCCGCUCGGGGACUCGCCCGAGGACAAGUCCAGCUUCAAGCCCUACUCCAAGGGCUCCGGCGGCGACUCGCGCAAAGACAGCGGCUCUUCCUCCGUGUCCUCCACCUCCUCCUCGUCCUCCUCGUCCCCCGGAGACAAGGCGGGCUUCAGGGUCCCCAGCGCCGCCUGCCCUCCCUUCCCCCCGCAUGGAGCGCCGGUCUCCACCUCGUCCAACGCGUCCUCGCCCGGCGGCUCCCGCGGAGCUUCCCCGCACCACUCGGACUGCAAGAACGGCGGGGGUGGCUGCGGGGAGCUGGACAAGAAAGACCCGGAGCCCAAGCCCAGCCCGGAGCCCGCGGCCGCGAGCCGGGGCAGCGGAGCGGACGCCGCGCACAGCGGCCCGGAGGCGGGGGCUUCGGGGCGCAAGUCGGAGCCGCCCUCGGCGCUGGUAGGGGCGGGCCACGUGGCCCCGGUGUCGCCCUACAAGCCCGGCCACUCGGUGUUCCCGCUGCCGCCCUCCAGCAUCGGCUACCACGGCUCCAUCGUGGGCGCCUACGCUGGCUACCCGGCUCAGUUCGUGCCUGGCCUGGAUCCCAGCAAGCCUGGCCUCGUGGGAAGCCAGCUGUCCGGGGGCCUGGGCCUGCCACCGGGCAAGCCGCCCAGCUCCAGCCCCCUCACCGGGGCCUCCCCGCCGUCCUUCCUGCAGGGAAUAUGCCGCGACCCCUACUGCCUGGGAGGCUACCACAGCGCCUCGCACCUCGGCGGCUCCAGCUGCUCCACGUGCAGUGCGCACGACCCCACGGGGCCCAGCCUCAAGGCGGGGGGCUACCCGCUGGUGUACCCCGGCCACCCGCUGCAGCCCGCCGCCCUCUCGUCCAGCGCCGCUCAGGCCGCGCUCCCGGGUCACCCACUCUACACCUACGGCUUCAUGCUGCAGAACGAACCGCUGCCGCACAGCUGCAACUGGGUGGCGGCGAGCGGGCCCUGCGACAAGCGCUUCGCCACCUCGGAGGAGCUGCUCAGCCACCUACGGACUCACACAGCCCUGCCGGGCGCGGAGAAACUGCUGGCCGCCUACCCCGGGGCCUCGGGCCUGGGCAGCGCCGCCGCCGCAGCCGCCGCCGCCGCUUCCUGCCACCUGCAUCUCCCCCCGCCCGCCGCCCCGGGCAGCCCCGGGUCGCUGUCGUUGCGGAGUCCACACACUUUGGGGCUAAGUCGAUACCACCCGUAUGGCAAGAGCCACUUAUCCACAGCUGGGGGCCUGGCAGUGCCGUCCCUCCCCACAGCCGGACCCUACUACUCACCCUACGCGCUGUACGGACAGAGACUCGCCUCCGCCUCGGCGCUCGGAUACCAGUAACUACAGCUCUGGCCCCUCCCAGCCCUUUCCCGCCCCUUCCUCCCCGGUCCCCACCGCCCUCGACGCUGCAACCUCCACUACUGCUUACCCCUACCAGGAUCCAGCCCAGACCCUCCCCACCGGACUGUGUAUUUAUUUACUGU